Verticillium nonalfalfae is the source of this 228-nucleotide messenger RNA. RefSeq lists its product as uncharacterized. The transcript has a single exon. The record is from RefSeq and is a predicted model, not a curated record. Lineage: Eukaryota; Fungi; Ascomycota; Sordariomycetes; Glomerellales; Plectosphaerellaceae. Bases 1 to 228 code for a protein of 75 amino acids.
AUGUCGGCACCAGCUCCCGUCAACACCGCCGUCCCCAUCGCGCAGAGCCAGCAGUCGCCCCACGCCGCCGCCGAGGCCGCCCGCGCCAUAGAGCACACAAACAGCUGGACGCCGCCCGCCUUUGAGCGCCGCCAGAGCUGGAAGCAGGAGGACCAGAAGCGCGAGCUGCAGAUGAGCCAUAUCAACGAGCGCGUCAAGACGGGGCCCGGCUUCACGGAGCGGACGUAA